AGGAAAUUCCUAGUUUAGCCAAAGAUUUUGCUACAAUAUUGUAGUCAAAGAAGUGCUUCGGGGUGCAGGAUUAUAAUACGAUCUUCACAUGUUUUACAUGAUGUCUUUGUAACCAAGUAAUCAAAUUUUCUUUCCGUUAACAGAAUCAAUAAGGAAGCGCAAAAAUAUUAAAUGAUAUAUUAAAUGAUGCACUACUACAAUCAAUAUACCGCUGUCACAUGGGUCGUCGUCCCUUGCUACAUUCUGACGAUUAUCAUUGGCUUGUUUGGAAAUGCGGUUAUCUUACGAGCCUACUUUACCGACGCAUCAAUUCAGAAGCAAGCGUAUCAUCUCCUAUUGGCAAAUGGCGCAUUUACAGAUCUCGUAAUGUGUUGCGUGUUUACGCUCCUCCUGUUGAUAUACCGCGCUAACGAGCAUGCGCAUACGAUUGAGUUGUCCCCUUUAUGCGAACUAAGUGUAUUCAUUUCAACUUUAUGUAUCUCAAUACAAUAUAUAGUCUUCCCUUUGCUGAGUAUAAAUCGUCAUGAUAUAGCUUGCCGCCCUCUGUCACCAUGGUUGACCCACGAACAUUGCAAAAAGAUUCUGUUUGGUGCGUGGAGCGCAUGUGCAGUAGUGUCGUUCAUCCAAGCUGGUAUCGUAAACCUUCCAACAGACUCACCAAAGCUCUAUCGAUGUAUACUUGUAAGCCGAAAUUUAGAUCCAUUCACCGGCGUGUUUUUUGUGUAUUCUGUUUUACUGUACUGCGCAAGUAUUUUUGUUACAGUGCGAAGCUACAUUCACAUGUAUCGAAGGGUAUCUGCUGUGGAAUCCCUUCACAUAAUUCUGACAGAAGAUGAUAUUGGACGUACGAAAAUCUGCGUUGUUGUUGCGAUUGUGUACACCGUGUUUUGGACCCCAUUCCUCCUGGUACAGGUUUAUGGAAUCAUUGGCAAUUACACUGAAGUAGUCUUCAAUUUACACGCGUUGUCGUCGAUACUUGGUUUAAUGGCGUCAGCUGUCAGUCCCUAUUUGUACUGCAGCAUGGAUAAAUAUUACCGAAAAAGAUUCCUUGAGAUGUUCUGGUGUACACAGGACGACGAAGUUCAAUCAUAAUGAGAAACACUAUGGCAAAUACCCAGAUAUUAUUACAAACGCUAAUUUUAGUGUAGCAUCACAAAGAUAGAUAAACUGACUUAGAGCCACCUUUCAUAGGGUUGGAUCCUGAUGAUAAUUUCGUGUGUUUGUUCUGGCUUACAAUUAAUUUAAUAACAACUUAAAAGGUUUAUCGUAGUUGUAAUAUUUUGCAUUGGGACAUCAGCCUGGGUACACGUACACUGUCUCAAUUCAACGAAAAGAUGUAGUGGAUCAUGGAUGUACAUUUUAAGGCGGGACUAUAGGUUUCCUUAAGGGAAGACAUAUUCUGUCUUAAAAGUUUCACGACAUCACGGGUUUCUUCUUAUCAUUUUUCUAACCUUUUUCAGUCAUUUCAUGACUUAAGGUAAUGUUACACGAAACAACUUUCAACAUCAACUCGCAACGCAACGCAAGAAUAUUGUCAAUAAGCAAAAAUCUAAACAACAUGUAAUAUUAUACGAUUAUGUAACUGUUUUUUUCAAUAAUCAUAAUUUAAUAUAGAAAGCAUGCUGUAAGCAGUGAACUGGCCGCAAGUCAGGAAUUAUAGCAACUUUAGCAAAGAAUUAUAGUAGAGCUCGGUCAUAUAGGCGGGGCGCUGUAAAUUGUAAAACACAGCACUCUGGGUUGUGUUUUACAGCGCUCUGCGGCCCUGGUAUAGGUCAUUGGGUAUAGGUCAGCAUCCUAUGACCAGCAGACAAUUUCAAAAAAUAUAAAAAAACAUAAUCCGAUAAACAAAACAAAUUGCAAACUGAAGAUUCGAGUUAUA
Messenger RNA from Dendronephthya gigantea, 1879 nucleotides. Its product is annotated as neuropeptide Y receptor type 6-like. The transcript has 2 exons. The record is from RefSeq and is a predicted model, not a curated record. The coding region runs from base 184 to 1092 and encodes 302 amino acids. Gene Ontology annotation, biological process: G protein-coupled receptor signaling pathway. Gene Ontology annotation, cellular component: membrane. Lineage: Eukaryota; Metazoa; Cnidaria; Anthozoa; Malacalcyonacea; Nephtheidae. Gene Ontology annotation, molecular function: G protein-coupled receptor activity.